Messenger RNA from Exophiala xenobiotica, 2124 nucleotides. RefSeq lists its product as uncharacterized. Gene Ontology annotation, cellular component: CORVET complex; fungal-type vacuole. The transcript has 4 exons. Bases 62 to 2044 code for a protein of 660 amino acids. Lineage: Eukaryota; Fungi; Ascomycota; Eurotiomycetes; Chaetothyriales; Herpotrichiellaceae. Gene Ontology annotation, biological process: intracellular protein transport; vesicle-mediated transport. The record is from RefSeq and is a predicted model, not a curated record.
CUCCGUUUGCAUUCCACAUCUGACACAUCGACAAUAGAGAUCAAAUUAGGAGCUAGGGCUGAUGGCCCCCGUCAUUGACGAAGAAGCCGAACACAUCAAGACCAAAGCCAGAAAGGAUCUUCUAGAAUUGCUUGAAGGCGUUCGGGGAAAGAAGAACUUGGUCAUCGGGAGGGACUUGACAGGCUUGUUGAGCCUCUUUAUCCAGUUUCCUACGCUCAAGGACUAUGGCGUAGACAAGGUCUUCGAACUCGAAAAUGGCAACACCGACUCCUCCCAGAGGAACAUCGUGUACCUUGUGCACGGCGAGAAGGCACCUUUGGUCCAAGCCGUAGCAGAACAGAUCAAGAAACUUCAAAGAAACGGCACGGUCGAACAUGAAAUCUCCGUUAUCUGGGUACCAAGGAGAACGCUAGUAUCCAACAAAAUCCUUGAGGACGAAGGCGUACUAGGCGAUGUCAAUAUUUCGGAACUACCACUUUAUUUCCUACCGCUGGAAGACGACAUGUUGUCGAUGGAGAUGGAAGGGGCUUUUCACGAUUUAUAUCUGAGAAAUGAUUCAUCAUCACUGUACCUUGCUUCAAGAGCUCUGAUGCAAAUCCAGCAAAGACAUGGCCUGUUUCCGCGUAUCUUGGGGAAAGGUGAUAAUGCCCGAAAGCUGGCCAACCUGCUACUUCGUGGACGAAAAGAACUCGACGCCGACGAAGCCGCGACACAGUACACGAACAUGCCAAGUACGACCAUCGAGCAACUCAUUAUCAUUGAUCGUGAUGUCGAUUUUGCCACCCCCCUCCUGACACAGUUGACUUACGAAGGAUUAAUCGAUGAGCUGAUUGGAAUCAAGCACAACCGGGCCGAAGUCGAUUCAUCAAUCAUAGGCGCGGUCCCUCAGCAGCGAACCAACACCGGGUCCUCGUCGACAUCACCACCUCCAGCCGUCCGUCAAGGUCUCAAACGCAAGAUUCAACUCGACUCGUCUGACCCCUUAUUUGAACAGCUGCGAUCUUCCAACUUUGCUCUGAUUGGGCCACAUCUCAACAAAAUCGCCCGACGACUCGAGUCUGACUACGAAGGGCGUCACAGCGCGCGUGGCGUCAAUGAGCUGCGCGAAUUUGUGAACAAACUCCCGGGCUUCCAGCAAGAACAUCAGUCUCUUGCCGUCCAUACCAAUCUUGCCGAUGAUAUGACCAAACACACCCGGUCCGACACAUUCAACCGGGAGCUCGAGAUCCAACAGAACAUAGCAGCCGGUACCGAUCCAAUAUAUCAGCAUGACACGAUAGAGGAGCUCAUCGCCCGGGAUGCGCCGCUCAGCACCAUUCUACGCCUUUUAUGUCUAGAGUCUACCAUUUCCGGCGGUCUCCGGCCCAAAGAUCUAGACUCAUUUCGACGCCAAAUCCUCCACGCGUAUGGUUUCCAGCAUCUCAUCACCCUCGACGCGCUUGAAAAGAUGGAAUUGCUCCAACCACGUUCUUCCGCAUCGGCGCUCCUCCUGCCUGUGGGUGGUGGGGCAGCCCAGUCCGAGAAAGGCACCAAGACAAACUACGCGUAUCUGCGCAAAGAGCUUCGGCUUAUCAUCGAUGAGUACAACGAGCAAGACCCUGAGGACGUCGCCUAUGUGUAUUCAGGCUACGCGCCGCUAAGCAUCAGGAUGGUGCAAUGCAUCCUGCAGAAACAAUACCUUCAAGCUCUCCACAAGUCACCACUACCUUUGACGCCUACCAGUACAGGUUGGACAGGAUUCGAGGACAUUUUGAAAUCAGCUCGAGGUCCGACCUUCAGUCUUGCACAGAAAGCCACAGACGAAAAGGCGGCCAAAGCCAAGGCGGCUCUCGCUGGCGCAGCGGGUUGGAAGACCAUCUUCGUAAUGUUUCUUGGUGGUAUCACUUUCACGGAGAUCGCGGCCCUGAGGUUCAUUGGGCGGAAAAUGGCCGAGUCUGGACAAAGGAAGAAGAUUGUGAUUUGCAGCACUGGCGUCAUCAGUGGGAGAAGUAUAAUGGACGGCGUUAUUGAGAAAUCGAAUCUCGGCUCGGGUCUUGCUGCAUGAGAGAGCAAGCUCAUCGGUCAACCGCUCGCCGGAGAUGAGAUCUUAGGGCUCGAGAAACAAAUAAACGCGGUUGCUUCCCA